Molecule: messenger RNA, 1307 nt
Organism: Argentina anserina (silverweed cinquefoil)
Lineage: Eukaryota; Viridiplantae; Streptophyta; Magnoliopsida; Rosales; Rosaceae
Exons: 2
Coding region: 5-910 (301 amino acids)
Molecular function (GO): polysaccharide binding
Source: RefSeq, a predicted model, not a curated record
UAAAAUGAAGCUUUCUCAUCCUUCAACUAAUAUGAUCACCUCCUUCAUCUUCGUCUUUCUUACUCUACCAUCCUUUAUCACAUCCCAAAUCUGCCAAAGAUCCUGCGACAAAGUCCCUCUCAGAUUCCCGUUCGGCAGUGAUGCCGGCUGCGGCGACCCGCGCUUCCAUCAAUCCGUAACAUGCAACCAAGACAAGCUAACCUUCACCACCCACACCGGCUCCUACCCCAUCACCAACAUAGACUACACAAAACAAGUCAUCUACAUCUCCGACCCUUCCAUGUCCACCUGCUCCUGCACUCAACCCAGCAAAGGCUUCGGCCUCAACUACGACGCGCCGUUCACCUUCCAAGACGAUAACAUCUUCGCUUUGCUCGACUGCUCCACCUCCUCAUCAUCCAACGGCAGCCUUUACAGCAGUGACAACUCCAAGCUCUCCCUUUGUGACAACCAAGGUGCUCCAAUCUGCAGCUUCUUGUAUUCAUGCAGGGCCAUAAGCUUCAUUAACCUUCCCAUCGCAACGUGUUGCGUUUACACGCCGAUUGAUCUCGGGCCGGCUUUUGAGAUGGACUUGCAGAAGCUACAAUGCAGCUCUUAUUCUGGUUUCUACAGCUUCAAUGGCCGUGAAUCCGACCCUAAUAGUUGGAAGUAUGGGAUAGCGCUCAAAUACAAGUUCAACGUGAACAAUGAGUAUCCGAGUUCAUGUUCUAGUUGUGAGAGAAGCAAUGGGGUUUGUGGGUACUAUGGAGCUUAUAACUCGUUCAUCUGUAAUUGUCCCAAUGGUUUGAACACUACAAACGAUUGCUACUUUGGAUCGUCCUAUAGUUAUGGCUCGAGGCUUAUACCAUCGUGGCACUCUGGGAUUUGGCUAAUCUAUUGUUUUGUGUGGCUUGUAAUUUCAGUAUUCUAGUGAUGUACUAUCAUCGAUGGAAAUGCAAUUCUGAGGUUCGACCUCUUUUUCCUUGUUGUUCUCAUGUAAUAAGGAUAUUAGAUCAUUUUGAUGUACACACCGUGUGUAGGGUGUAUGUUUCUAAGUUAAUUAAAUCCUUAAGAUGAUUUAUAAUCAUCUCCGAAAAAUCUCUUACUAGACAAUUAGGUACGGUGGGUUCACGAACAGUGAUGGUCUGAAAUGAAAUGCUCUACGCCCAGCUACCAUCAACUCGCAUAUGCGAUUGAACCUAAAUAACCCAGCAGUGAUCGAGUUGGUCCACCCACAAAGCAGGAAGGAAUGACGUAAAAAUAAAAGAGAAGAUUAUGGGAAUAUGGUUCCUUCUUUAUAAUCCACAUAGGAAGAAUCCCUUUCUGUU